UGGAGGAAAAACCGCCAAUUUCUUGAUUUUCAUCGUCGCAGAAAGAUAAUCCCACUAUGACACUCGCAGCCGUCACUCUAUCAUCUCCUCUCAGUCUCGCUACCAAAUUAAAACGACGGCCACAUCCUAAAAUCACCUGCUCCUCCGUCACUACCCAAUCGCAGUCAGCCAAACAGGACCUCCUCAAUCUCAUUUACGACCAAGACCGGGGCCUCAUAUCCCAAAGAGACCCUGCCAAACGCGAUGCGAUCAUCAAAGCCAUCGAUGCCAUGGCCAUCCUGGGUCGCGAUACUGUCACCACUGGCGAUUCCCUCUCCGCCACGUGGCGGCUUCUAUGGACCACGGAGAAAGAGCAGCUCUUCAUUAUAGAGAAAGCUCACCUGUUAGGUACUCGAGCCGGCGACGUUUUGCAGGUCAUUGAUGUCGAGAAGAAGACUCUUAAUAACGUGAUCACGUUUCCACCUGAUGGAGUUUUCUUCGUUCGAUCCAGCAUUGAAGUUACUUCCUCUCAGAGAGUGAAUUUCAAAUUUACGAGUGCGGUUCUGAGGGGAAAAAGCUGGGAGAUUCCGUUGCCGCCGUUUGGGCAGGGUUGGUUCGAGACUGUCUACCUUGAUGAUGAUUUUCGAGUUGUGAAGGAUAUCAGGGAUGAUUACUUAGUUGUUGAGCGUGCUCCAUAUAACUGGAAAGAAUAAAGUGCAUGAUUUUUCCUCUAGUCAUAGUAAUCAAAUGUGAUUGUUCCCGGGAUGUGCCUCUGCUUCCAAACAAUUAUCUGCAGGAUUUAUGGCCUCUUCCCCUCUCUACUGGUGACACAAACAUUUAACAUGCAAUGUAUAUUUGACAAAUAUAUACUGUACAUGUGAAUAUUUUCAGGAAUAUGAAGGCAGAAUUAGAGCACAUGGUUUUGUAACAGCUGAUGACUACAUACUUCAAUGUUGAUGCUUUCCGCAAUCCUUUUUUUGUAUUAUAUUUCUGCUUCAUGCAUAUAAAGUUUUUUAAAUUCGAUUGAUUGACUUGGUGCAA
This is a messenger RNA of Theobroma cacao (cacao), 1020 nucleotides long. Its product is annotated as Plastid-lipid associated protein PAP / fibrillin family protein. The record is from RefSeq and is a predicted model, not a curated record. NCBI's taxonomy places the organism in Eukaryota, Viridiplantae, Streptophyta, Magnoliopsida, Malvales, Malvaceae.